AGUUUAAGAACAACGUAAAUUUAUUGUCUCACAGUUCUAGAGGCUGAAAGUCUAAGAUCAACGUGUUGGUAGAGUUGGUUCCUUCUGAGGGCUGUGAGUGAAAAUCUCCACCAUGCCUCUUAUCUACCUUCUGAUGAUUUGAUGGCAAUCUUUGGCAUUAUUAGCUUAUAGUAGCAUAACCUUGAUCUCUGUCUUCAUCUUCACAUGGCAUUUUCCCUGUGUAUGUGUCAUUGGUGUCUACAUUUCCUCUUUUAAUAAGGAUACCAGUCAUAUUGGAUUAGGGCACAUCCUACUCAGUAUAACCUAAUCUUAACUAAUUACAUGCGUAAUGACCCUAUUUCCAAAUAAGAUCACUUUCUGAGGUACUGGAAUUUAAGACUUCUACAUGUGGAUUCACCUUGUAACAUAAUUCAGUCCAUAACAAUAUGUAAGUAAAAAAUGGAUGUGGACAUUGUUGAGAGUCAUCCUGUAGAUCAUCUACUCAUUUGAGAUCUUCUAUCUCAUAUAGUGAAACAGAGAAAUUAAAGAUUCAGAGGCAACUUUUAUCAGAAGAGGGAUGUUUUCUGUAUGUACCCAAGGUCUCCCAUUGGGAAUCAUCUCCUCGCUGGCUGCCCUAACAUCAACCCUUACCUCAGCCUCAGUUCUCUAGCAUACUCUUUCCCUGAGUCACCUGGGAAAAAUAUCACUUUUAUAUUACCCUCUCCUCAAUAAAUUUUGGUGGCUCCCUGCUAACUGCAUAGUAAAGUCCAAGCUCUCAGAUAUUCCCUUUAGAGUCUUCCACCCACCAAAGCAUACCUGUCAUCUUACUCCUCUCAGUUUUCACACGUACAAAUCCAGUGUUCCAGCCAAACUCAACUUCUCAUCAUUUUCCGAGCAAACCAAAACAUUUUAAAAUUUCUGCACCUUUGUUUAUUAUGACUAUUUUUGAAAGCUCUUUCUUUUACUCAUCCUGUAAGCCUGGCUGAAGUUGCACAUCCUUCACGACAGAGUCACUAUGCGCAUGAGGUGUCUGCCUCUCAUUCCUGUAGCAUGCAUGAUCUGUGAGUCAUUUUGAACUAAUUUUUGUUUGUAUUGUAUUUUUCCUUUACAUAUUUAUGUCUUAUAUGUCUUACCUCCCCACCUGGCUUGUAAACAUCUUGGGAGCAACUAUAUUCUAUUUUGUUAUUCAUAGAGCAAUAUAGGUUAUCAAACAUUAUUGACACAGUUAGGACUGAUUUAUUGUGCAUUUUCUUACCAGUGAGGUACACAGUGGCUGUUUUAUUGUUUCCCUUGAUUUGUUGUGCACCUACAGUUAGUUGCAAAAAUCCUAGUUCACAGAGUUCCACAUUGUCUCAUGUAGAGUUGGGAGUCAAGGGGUUUGGGUCCAUCCUGUUGAACUAGUUCAUUUAGUCCUCAUAGCUUUAGUUACCUUAUCUAUAAAACAAGGAAAUAAUGCCAAUUUAGUUCUAAAGUUACUGUCAGAUCUAAAAUUCUAUAAUUUAAUAGUUUAUAUAUUAUAUCAUUCACAUUGAAAUCUCUAUAUAAAGCUAAUUGGACACUGGAAGCUUUUAUACAGAUACAUAGAUUGAUAGAUUGAUGAGCCUUGUAUUGCUGAUUUAGUUCUUUUUUUCUGUCAAUGCUGACUGACAGUUUAGUGAUCCUCAAUUAUUUGUUUGAUUUUAUAAUUCUGGCUAUAUUGAAAAUAGUCUUGAAGUGACCUAUUGAAAAUAAAAAACAAUUAAAAGGUAAUUUGGAGGUAAUUUCUGUGAUGAUAUGUAAGGAAUUACUAACAGUCAUUAGCCACAGAGAGCAGGGUUGGGGAAAUGAGGGGAAGUGGACUUUUUCACUUUAAUCAGAUUUUAACAGUACACAUUAACUUCACAAUUAAAAAGAAGAAUAAUUAGGCAGUUUGAAGGCCAAUGCUAUUUUUUAGGGAUGGAAUAUCAGGCUGGCAAAAAUCAGGAAUAAGAAAGUAAAAAUGCCUCCUCCCUCCUUCUUAAGAGUUCUUGGAAGCAAGAUGUCUGUGGAGUACAACAAUAGAUUUGUUAGUGUCCUAUCAUAUCACAAUAUUCAAAGUGUUUCUUCAUGAUCCUUAGUAAAGAGACUAGUGUUUUGAAAUUGAAGGGAAAGUAAAACAAGAAACCCAAGAUUAGCAAAACAGUAUGUGAUACUUGGUACCUGAGUUGACUUAAUUACCACAAGUAGAUGAGCACUGAAUAUGACUCUAGAUUCCCUGGAAACUUAGACCAAAAAGAACUAUCUUGGGCUCUAUCCUUUUAAAUGUGUGAUAGAAAAAAAGCACGUAGGUAAAUCUAUGGAAGAAAACUGUCCUUGUAUUGACUGAGAGAGAAAAUCUAUUUUCUUUUAUAAGGGAUAUUAGGGCACAGAAUAAAUCACAUCUUUAUCUACAAUUUUGUAAUAGAUAUACUUCGUUUCAAUGGACAUUUCUUUUAUGGAGGCUCUAGUAGUGCUGAGAGCAUAAUACUGCAUCUUAACACAGGAGGGGUUUUCUUGCAUAGAACAGAAAACAAGGCCCAGGACCUUUGCUUUCUGCUGAUGUAACUUUUGAAGUUGGAAGAAUUAAAAUUUCUGGCUCAUUAAUGUAUCAAUCAGAUUGCCUUGCAACUUCCUUAAAUAUGUCAUUAUGAGAUGAGUAAGCCACGUGAGAUUAGGAGAGGGAAGAACCUCUUAGUUAGGUAUGCCCUCUGUGUGGAGUUCCCACUGGGAAUCAGUCUCUAUUGCAGUAGGAAUGUAUCAGAAAGGCAGAGGACAUAUCCAGAAAGGGUGGCUUCACUAAUUAGGUAAUAGAAGCAAGAGGGGCUGGACCUGAGGAGCAGAACUAUGGUCCCCAGCACCAGGAUAGCAAGUGUUUGGAUGUAAGAAGUUAUCGAGUCCUCUUUUCUGCAGCAAGAUAAUUCAGGGUUCCCAGCACCUUGCCUGUAUAUUGGGGAAGAAGUUAAGGCAGCCCUUGGAAGUUCACAUCAGUUCUAGCUGUUGAAAAUUCAACUGAACAGUGUAAUCCAUUAGAACUAUAACCUGCUAGAAAUUCAGUUUUGGGCCUUAACCAGUCCAGGUUUAAUCGUACCAUCAUAUAAGGGAGUUCCCCAUCCUGGUCCUCAUGAACUAGCCUCUUCUGGCCACCACAGUAUCCUUAGCCAGGAGUGAUGAUUUUAAUGACUCAUCGCCUUUCCAAGGUAGGGGUAUUUCCAUAAACAGGAAUAUGCUCACCUCCUUUUCUUUUUGUUGAUGAUGGGCUGCUUAUACCAGCUUCUGAAGGCCAAUGUAGGAAUUAAAUACUUCUUCACUUGUAUUCUUCCAUUAUCUUGUCCAACAAAUACUCAGUUCAAGAGAUCUCACAUCUUGCUUAAAAGUUACAGGCUUUUUUUUUUUUUUUUAACAUUCAUGUUUCAUUAUUUCUACCAAAGUCAAUGUACAGAAUGAAGGAAACUGACAUUUAUUAAUGUCUCGUCUCUUGCUCUAUAUUAUUUUAGGCAUUUCUUGGCUCAGUGCUUACAAUGUAAGUGCUGUGUACCCAAAUUUACUUUCAUGUAACCCUAGACUUAAGGAUCUUUCCACUAGAGUCCUGUGUUGUCAGAUGCAGGCAAAUUGUCAAGUUCACUGGAUAUGUCUGGUAAAUAGUAUUUAUAAUAGGUUUGAGUUAAUACUGGUUCAGUAGGUUUUGAUUUCCCAAGGAUGACGCUAUGCAAGAGCUCCCUUAAUGUACAAAAUACCUUAGGUAAAUGGCCAUCCCAGGGAUUCAGGCUUGGAUCAGAAUUUAAGGUAAAUGAAUAAAGAUACUGAGUUGUAAUGCCUGGAAAGCAGUUCUGGACAUUUACACACACACACACAAACACAAACACUUCUCUACCUCCCCCCAUCAUACACACACUUAAUAGGAAAUUAGGCACACAAAGCCUUGUCUAGGAAAAUUUAAUCCUUUCAAUAGCUAAAUAAUAAAAAAGGAACUGGCAGACGAUUGGUACACAAAUAUUACUAGGGAAAAAAAAUUUCGCACCAAGCUGGCGGGUAAUCCCCAUGUCGGUGUUAUGUGCUAGCUCGGAAGUGUUUUCUGCCGCUGUCAUGGUUCGUUCGCUAAAACUGCAUCGUCGCUGUGUCCCAGAACAUGGGCAUCGGCAAGAAUGGGGACCUGCCCUGGCCCCCGCUCAGGAAUGAAUACAGGUAUUUCCAAAGAAUGACCACAACCUCUUCAGUAGAAGGUAAACAGAAUUUGGUGAUUAUGGGUAGGAAAACCUGGUUCUCCUUUCCAGAGAAGAAUCGACCUUUAAAGAACAGAAUUAAUAUAGUUCUCAGUAGAGAACUCAAGGAACCUCCACAGGGAGUGCGUUUUCUUGCCAAAAGUCUGGAUGAUACCUUAAAACUCACUGAGCAACCAGUUAACAAAGUGGACAUGGUUUGGAUAGUGGGAGGCAGUUCUGUUUACAAGGAAGCCAGGAGCAAGCCAGGCCAUCUUAGUCUAUUUGUGACAAGGAUCAUGCAGGAAUUUGAAGGUGACACAACUUUUCCAGAAAUUGAUUUGGAAAAAUAUAAAUUCCUCCCAGAAUAUCCAGGGGUUCCUUCUGAUGUCCAGGAGGAGAAAGGCGUUAAGCACAAAUUUGAAGUAUAUGAAAAGAGCAAUUAAUGUGAAAACGUUUUCUGAUCUAUUUCAAACCUCCUUCUCCCCUCCCAAAAAAAAUUAUCUAUUUUUUCUUGUAGAGACUUUUGUUGACUUUAGAUCUGUGUAUAAUUAUUUCUAAACAAAGUACUCUUAUUCCACAUCAAUCUUAACUAGACUGUGUCAGAUACCAUUUGUGAAGCAUUUCUUGCUGUAACUGCCUGAAUGCCCAUCAAGGGUCAAGAAUAGGUUACCAGCACCCGCCUAGGAUAGAAUAUCUACCAAGACAGCCCAAAGUGGGAGAGUCCCCUGGUAGCAUGAGUUGAAACCAAAGCCUGUAGAGCUAGCUAGGAGCUAGGCAGUUGGAUCCACAGGUCAGAAAUGGAUUAUAAACAGAAGAGCUAGCAUUCAGUUAUUAAAGUUAGGUCAAAAGAGGGACUGUGAAUUACCUUAUAUAUCACACUUCUGGAAAAAAUUUUGUUCACUUAGACUGGGAAUGAAUAAGUUGAAAACUCCAGGAUAUUCCACAGGGAUAGUAAAGAGGCAGGUAUGAGACUACCUUUUUGGUGGUUAAAGGAGGUGGUCUGAGACCUUAAAAGACUUUGUUUCUGAUCUUCAGUGAGAUCCCAUGGGAUGUUACAAUGACAAAAAAAGAAUUGGCUGCUCUUUACAAAAAAGAAUAAUCUAAUAUCAAGCAUGAUGGCUAAAAUUAAAAAUUCAAAGAGGUAAUAAAUUGAGAAUGAAUAUGCUAGAAACCAAAAUUAGUAAGUUAGAAACUAAACUUCACAAAAUUAAAAAAUGAAAAUUAAAACAUUUUACCCAUCACAUUAGCAAAGAUUUAGAUUAAGUAUCCCCCCCAAUAAGUAUCCCCCCCAAUAUGCCUUAUAAAUUGGUACAACUUUUUAGAGUGUAAGUUAGCAAUAUCAAUUAAAAUUCAAAAUAUUCUGGGUUUGGACCCAGAACUUCCACUUCUAGAAAUUAAUCCUGAGCAAAGAAAUGGACCCAAGAGUAUUUGUUGCAACUUUUUUUUUUUCAAACUUGAAAACAGCCCAAAUGUUGAUUAAUAAGAAAUAAUUAACCAAUAUGUCUGUAAAAUGUAACAUCUGCAGCAGUUAGAAAGAAUGAAGUACUGACAGAAAAAUGCCAAAAAUUACUACGUAAAAGAAGCAAAUUGUUUAUAAUACUCAAAAUGUUUAAUAAAUGUUCAUGUGUGGGAAAAAG
Delphinapterus leucas (beluga whale) is the source of this 5812-nucleotide messenger RNA. Lineage: Eukaryota; Metazoa; Chordata; Mammalia; Artiodactyla; Monodontidae. The record is from RefSeq and is a predicted model, not a curated record.